This is a messenger RNA of Oryctolagus cuniculus (rabbit), 1931 nucleotides long. It is a transcript of the gene SPESP1, whose product is annotated as sperm equatorial segment protein 1. Gene Ontology annotation, biological process: fusion of sperm to egg plasma membrane involved in single fertilization; acrosome reaction. Gene Ontology annotation, cellular component: acrosomal vesicle. Lineage: Eukaryota; Metazoa; Chordata; Mammalia; Lagomorpha; Leporidae. The record is from RefSeq and is a predicted model, not a curated record.
GGGGGCAACCGUUGCGAGGAGGGCGCCCUGGGCCCUGAGGUGGGACUGUCGGCUGCUGACACCCUCUUCCGGCCCUGAAGCGCCCGGCCUGGUGGUCCCGGGACGUUCUGGUCGCAUGGCGGAGUGCUGCGGACGACGCCCAUGAAGCCCUUCGUCCUCCUUGUUGCGCUGUUGCUAUGGCCUGCGUCCGUGCCGGCAUUUCCGGGUAUAACUGUGACGCCUGACGAAGAACAAAACUUGAAUCAUUAUGUACAGGUUUUAGAGAACCUACUACUAAGUGUUCCCACCAGGGAUCAAGGCCGUGAGAAAAAAUCAAAGUCUCCAAGAAAUGAUUAUUCUACAGGAUCGAGGGCAUCAAAGGAGGUAACCACAUCUGCUCCACCUGCAGAAUCUUCAACUGAGAAUGAUGUUUUAAUCAAUCCUGUCAGUGAAGAAACGACAUCUUCUCCUCCUAGAGGCUUCACACUGGAAAUACCAAAGAAAAAACGGACACAGAGUACAGCCUUCUGGUCGAUCAAACCAAACAAUGUUUCUGUUGUUUUACAUGCGGAAGAACCUUACAUUGAAAAAGAAGAGCCCGAGCCGGAGCCCGAGCCCGAGCCCGUUACGAAAACAACUGUGGCAACCACGUCAACAACAGAAGUAUUUACAAGCCUGCCUGGCACCACUUUAACCAGAAGCACUGAGAUGGCAAUGUCCACAGAGUCGGAAGAUGUUCCUCAGCUCUCAGGUGAAUAUGACAUAGAAAAGCUCGAAGAACCAACCAGUGAACGACACUCGACCUUGGAUUAUGAUGAAAUCUUGAGAAAAAUCUCGGAUAUGAAACUCCAGGUGCGGCGGGCACCUUUCUUUGACAACAGCAACCCAGAAUACAGAGAGGACAUCAUAGCCUCCAAAGAGCACCUGAAGCGCAGCCUCGCGCUUGCCGAAGCAGCCGAGCACAAGCUGCAGAAAAUGUACCAGUCCCGCCUGAUCUCAGUGGGACAGGCCAGCAGUGAAGCCAGUGACGUGGAAACUGUUAUUAACAUGCUGUAUAACUCCAGGUAUAAGUUAUCUGAAUAUUUCGAUAUCAAAUAUAUUCCACCAGAGAUGAGAGAAAAAGCUACUACAGUAUUCAAUACAUUGAAAAAAAUAUUAUGUGCAGGUCAACUGGAAACUCAAAACCUUAUUAGAAAGUUAUUAAGCAAUAAUAUAAAAAUUUUAAACCUACUUGAUAUUCCAUGACAAAAUUGACUUGGGCAAACUUCAUUCAUUCACAGGAGAAAUAAGCAUAUUAGUGAUUUCAACAAUGAUACAAAAAUAUUUUCUAUUGUAGCUCAGUAUGUUUAACAUCUUUAUAUGUAAUGUAUUAUGAACAUUUUUUAUGCAGUAAAAAUUCAGUAAUUUAAAAUAAACUUUUGGUUCAGGAGUCUAUAGUUUUUGCUUAUUAAUUUUAAAACUUGUGAAGAUAUACUCCUUAAAAUGGUCAAGCUUUUAUUUUACUUGAAUAGACUAACUAAAUUCACAUUUUAUAACUUAAGAGACUGUGUACCAUAUGCAUAUAUAUGGAUAAGUGUAUAUAUACAACUGUAUACAGACAUAUGACAUACAUAUGACCAACUUAAAAGAAUUGCAUAUAAAUGUAAAGUUUGGGGGAUAUAUAGCUUUUAUUACUCUUUGGAUAAUCUGUUUUAAGUCAGAAAACCAUAUUUGGGGCUUGGGUUAAAGCUACUUUUCUUUGGAUACAUGUGCACCUUUGAACAGUAUGUGAUUAUAUUAAGAUACAUCCUUGUUCUUUUGUUAAGCACUUUUGAAAGUAGCAAUGAGCGACUGUAACCCGGAUUUUUAAUGAAGUCAUUAUUAUUUCCUCAUUUUUGUGUGUGUGUACAUAUACAUGGAAACUUUGCAAAUCCUUUGUCAUGGAGUAUGAUUGACGCCAUUAGGUUAACUGU